GCUGUUCUCGAACGCGCGGGCUGUCUGAACUUGUUUUCCUCAGUACCCCUACUGACUAUAUUACAUGAUUACUUACUAGUUGAAGUGUAACUUUAGACAAUUCACGAAAUAGGCUUUAUUUCUUGUACAAGUUGUAGGGUUUUUAGGAUCUAUUAUCAAAAUUGGAACAGUAUAAGUUCUUAGGUAAGGGACCACGUAGGUAUUUUGAGGAUUUGUAUUUAACGACUGAGUCUAAGAUAUGCAGCAGCAACAGCAGAAUGCCGGUCAGGAAGAGGAUUGCCAGGAGGAUUUUGGGCCUCUGAUGAUAGGUCGUCUGGAGUCUCAAGGUAUCAGUGCCAACGAUGUCAAGAAGCUGGAAGAGGCGGGGCUCCACACUGUUGAGUCCGUGGCCUACGCCACCAAGAAGGAGCUAUGCAACAUCAAGGGUAUCAGCGAAGCCAAGGCUGACAAAAUCCUGAACGAGGCCAUGAAGCUGGUCCCCAUGGGUUUCACGACUGCCACCCAGUUCCACCAACAGAGGGCAGAAAUCAUUCAGAUUACCACUGGCUCCAAGGAACUAGACAAACUUCUACAAGGUGGUAUUGAGACUGGCUCCAUCACAGAAAUGUUUGGAGAGUUCCGCACAGGAAAAACACAGCUUUGCCACACACUAGCAGUCACCUGCCAGCUACCGAUAGACAGUGGAGGAGGGGAAGGCAAGUGUCUCUACAUUGACACUGAGGGUACCUUCAGACCUGAGCGGCUCAUCGCUGUCGCAGAGAGAUACAACUUGUCCAGCAGUGAUGUGUUAGACAAUGUUGCCUAUGCUCGGGCCUACAACAGCGAUCACCAGAGCCAGUUGCUGAUUCAAGCAUCAGCCAUGAUGGCGCAGUCAAGAUACGCUCUUCUGAUUGUGGACAGCGCCACGGCCCUGUACCGUACCGACUACAGCGGACGUGGGGAACUAGCCAGCAGACAAAUGCACCUUGCUAAGUUCCUCAGAUGUCUGCUGAGAAUAGCCGACGAAUACGGCGUGGCAGUCGUCAUCACCAACCAAGUGGUAGCCCAGGUGGACGGCUCAGCGAUGUUUGCCGCCGAUCCUAAGAAACCCAUCGGGGGUAACAUCAUGGCCCAUGCCUCCACGACCAGGCUGUACCUUCGGAAGGGGCGAGGCGAGACCCGUAUCUGCAAGAUUUACGACUCUCCCUGCUUGCCCGAGGCAGAAGCCAUGUUUGCCAUCAAUGCCGACGGUGUAGGGGACGCAAAGGACUAAACAGAUUCAAUAACUACCUCACCAGCCUACUUAAAAUAGUCCCUGCGUAUCCCUAGACUGGAAGGUGAAGGCCAAAUAAGGCUUCUUUUAAGCCUCCCCCCCUUUUUAAAGCUCUGUUAAAGAUAUUUUCUGCGGUUCAUGUUGCCUUUGAAGUCGGGAAAUAUUUCAAUUCCAAAGGCUAAGGCUCGUUAUUAUAAGAGCUUAGCCAGCAACUUCCCUUGAUAAUGGAAAUGGCGAUACAGGACUUUGCAAUGAGCAUCAACUCUUUAGAUUACUCCAGCCAGGUGUCUACCACUGUAGACUUUCUUGUGGAACCUCCUUUCUUUGUAAAAGUCUCCAACUCCAUAAUGUUAUAGCCCAUGUGAAGUCGUGAGACUGAGAUUUCUACAGACCGACUUCUAAGUGGUCCUAUAGUCCAGAUGUUGCUCUUUGUUCCUUUCCACAAGAGAGUCCCUGCCCUCAUGUAAAAUAUGUUUGUGACACUGAAACCUGUCAAUUGGCCUCGGAAAAAUGAGGUUUCUAAAUCACUGCUGUCAUUUCCCGAGUGACAGGUGAGCACGGUGAUUUAUGUUUUUGUCAGUUUUGUCCAUUUUGUUUGCACAGUGAAACAGUACACAAAUAAGCCGUUUACAGUCAAAUAUUUGGCAGAAGUGAAUGAGUGUGCGACCAACAAUUGAAAUGUACUGGCCAAGCCAUCAAAGAUCGCCAUUAUUCUUUGUGAAAUGCCACGGUCAAAACUACUCUAAACACUUUAGUUAAUAGCAGAUAAGCAUGAAGCUUUCUCCUAACCCUUGAGUAAUUUGUGAUAAUGACAUCUGAUUUGAUGAUCAAGUCACACCGUUUAAAGCAAGAAUAGAGACUUGUUUAACUCGUAAUUAAAUGCUUUGUCAUGUAUACAUGUUUUAGAUUUAUUGUCAUAAGCAUAUCGGUUAUUUCAUCCCUGAGAGACUAUUUGGAGACCGGGGAAAUUGCAGAGUGUAUAUACUGUACAAUAACAUUGACAGACACGCACUUAUUCAGUUCAGUGAACGGACAUCAUCCCCAGAGAUGUUGUGAAUAAAACACACAGGAAGACAGUACAAGUAAAUGAAAA
Acanthaster planci (crown-of-thorns starfish) is the source of this 2345-nucleotide messenger RNA. RefSeq names its product RAD51 recombinase (gene rad51). Gene Ontology annotation, cellular component: condensed nuclear chromosome. Gene Ontology annotation, biological process: reciprocal meiotic recombination; mitotic recombination-dependent replication fork processing; chromosome organization involved in meiotic cell cycle. The record is from RefSeq and is a predicted model, not a curated record. Gene Ontology annotation, molecular function: single-stranded DNA binding; ATP binding; double-stranded DNA binding. Lineage: Eukaryota; Metazoa; Echinodermata; Asteroidea; Valvatida; Acanthasteridae.